GAUGCACGCUGCCGCGGCCGGGCUCAUCUUUUGGAGAUAUGACCUGAAUUCCUCGCUCUUGCUCGACACCAGCACCAUGGCGUUCUCAAUCGUCCCGCUCCCAGUUCCACGUACACGAGUGUACGCCAUUGGAGACACCGAUGCCGGCGCGUGUUGCCUUUUGAAUAUCGUCGGCGCAACCAUGUUGCAAGUGUGGAUGCUCAAGAAGAAGGGCGGCGGCGAUGGGCAUGCGUGGGAGUUGGAGAAGCAAAGCCAAAUAGGCGAGCUUGCCAGCUUGAACCGGAGCUUUGACGUCCAUAUGGUGGCUGCCGGACUAGCAAUUGUUUACUGUGUGAGUAGCAAGUAUUCUCAUAUCGUCAUUGAUCUCAAGGACCUGAGCCUCAAGGACAAGUUUCGAUGUCAUCGUUGCAUGGCUUUCCCUUUCCAAAUGCCAUGGCCACCUGCUGGGUUGGUGGCUACUCCUACGUGUGAGAGAUCAACACCUCAACCCUAUGCUUGCAGAGAUGCUGCAAGUCAACAUGAAGCACCUUCCUCUAGUAGAAAGCGAACGAGCAAUGAUGAAAUGGCAAGUGGUAAAGAAACAAUGGAGCCAUGUAUUUCCAUAGCUUCUUUCAAGAAUGAAUCGCCGGAGAAGAAAUUUUGCUAUGAGAUUGGACCACCGUCUUGAACAAAGAAGGCGAUCAACACUUUCACGUUUCAACGUCUUGUAAGCAAAAUAUUCCUUGGUAACCUACAUGAACUUGUCAUUGCACACACACUGAACUUGUCAUUGCACACACACAUUGCUCAACUAGAAGAUGCGUCAUCAGUUCAUCUUUGUUUUUUGACGUACUCAUGAUGUUUUGUAACUGUGUUAUUAACAGCAAUACUUGGUGUAUUCAGAUACAACUGAUUCAGUUGGAGGGAGCUCCAAGUUUGUCUUGUUGAGAAGACAAUAAAGACCCUGUUGUUGUUUCUUGAUCUCUUGUUUCCAUUUGGUAUUUAAGUAUAUUUAUGACUUGUUAUAAUGCAAAAUGAAAUAUAAAUACUAUUGCACAAUAGAUCAAGAGAUGAAGAGACCCUGUUGUUGUUUCUUGAUCUCUUGU
Molecule: messenger RNA, 1085 nt
Organism: Aegilops tauschii subsp. strangulata
Lineage: Eukaryota; Viridiplantae; Streptophyta; Magnoliopsida; Poales; Poaceae
Source: RefSeq, a predicted model, not a curated record